Messenger RNA from Fukomys damarensis (Damara mole-rat), 1157 nucleotides. RefSeq names its product olfactory receptor 2G3. Gene Ontology annotation, cellular component: membrane. Lineage: Eukaryota; Metazoa; Chordata; Mammalia; Rodentia; Bathyergidae. Gene Ontology annotation, biological process: G protein-coupled receptor signaling pathway. The transcript has a single exon. Gene Ontology annotation, molecular function: olfactory receptor activity; G protein-coupled receptor activity. Bases 1 to 939 code for a protein of 312 amino acids. The record is from RefSeq and is a predicted model, not a curated record.
AUGCAGGAGCUUAACCAGUCCACUGUGACAGAAUUCAUUCUAUUGGGCUUCAGCUCCAACCCCAGGACCAAUCCUCUGCUCUUCACCUUCUUUUUAGUCUUUUAUAUGCUGAUCCUUGUGAGCAACACCCUCCUCAUCACGCUCAUCCUCCAGGACUCGCGCCUCCACACACCCAUGUACUUUUUCAUCAGUGUCCUCUCCCUGCUGGAUGUGUGCUACACCACCACCACGGUGCCACAGAUGCUUGUGCAUAUUCUCAGCAAAAGGAGGGCCAUCUCUUUUGCUAGGUGUGUGGCCCAGAUGUACAUCUUCCUCCUCUUUGGGGUCACCGAGUCCUGGCUUUUCUCCAUCAUGUCCGUGGACAGGUAUGUGGCCAUCUGCCACCCUCUCAGAUACAAGGUCAUCAUGAGCCAAGGGAUGUGUCUCUUCAUGGUGGGUGUCUGUGCAGCUUAUGGUGUGGUUGGUGGCCUGUGCUAUACUUUCUUUGCUAUGCAUUUGCCCUACUGCGGUCCUAAUGAAAUCGACCACUACUUCUGUGAGGUUCCUGCCGUUCUGAAGCUGGCUUGUGCAGACACAUCCCUCAAUGACCUGGUGGACUUCAUCACAGGCUUCAAUGUCAUUGUGGUUCCUCUCUCCCUGAUUGUCAUUGUCUAUGCCGGCAUCUUUGCCACCAUUGUGAAGAUCCGCUCAGCCCAAGGCCGGAUCAAGGCCUUCUCCACCUGUGCCUCCCACAUCACUGUGGUCACCAUGUUCGCCAUUCCUUGCAUCAUCAUGUACAUGAGCCCUGGCUCAGGCUCCUUAUCAAAUAGUGGCAAGAAAAUGGCCCUUUUCUAUAACAUUGCCACAGCCUUCCUCAACCCCGUCAUCUACAGUCUAAGGAACAAAGAUGUGAAACAAGCUCUCCUCAAAUUGAUGGGUUGGAGCAGAGUUCCAGAGUGAAUCUUUAAAGCUAAGGUCUUGAGGGGCUGAAGAAAGCAGGACUUGCAGUCACCGACUCCACAAUAACUCUUCCAUGGGCAGGAAGAUCUGGACUCUGUAAAGAUAAUUUCUUACCCUGGACCAUGGUGGAGUGGAGUAGGGUGCUGAGACUUCGGCAGUUUAUUUGAGGCAGAGGUGAUGGUGAAGGUAUUGUUAAGAGCCUGUACUUCAGUGACAGG